Molecule: messenger RNA, 1755 nt
Organism: Lactuca virosa
Lineage: Eukaryota; Viridiplantae; Streptophyta; Magnoliopsida; Asterales; Asteraceae
Source: the annotation of a GenBank genome assembly
AUGCACUCGGACCAUUCCCCUUCCAUUCUCAAGCAGUGCAUAGCUAUCCUGCAUUCCCGUGCCACUUCAAUCCACAAACUCAAACAAAUUCAUGCCUUUUCAAUCAAGCAUGGCGUCCCUCUCAACAACCCAGAUAUGGGCAAACAUCUUCUGUUCACUCUCGUCUCCCUCUCCGCACCUAUGUCCUACGCCCACAAAAUCUUCAAGCAAAUCGAUAACCCAAACAUUUUCACUUGGAACACAAUGAUUAGAGGCUACGCCGAGAGCCAAAACCCCAAACCAGCCAUGGAUAUACACCGCAACAUGCGAUCGUUUGCUGUCGAACCCGACACGCAUACGUACCCAUUUCUUCUUAAAGCCAUCGCCAAGUUAAUCUCUGUCAAGGAGGGUGAAGAGGUGCACUCCAUCGCAACUAAAAACGGGUUCGGAUCAUUGGUGUUUGUCCAAAACGGUUUGGUUCAUAUGUACGCUGUAUGUGGACGAGCUGAAAGCGCACACAAACUGUUCGAGGAAAUGUCUGAAAGAAACCUCGUUACUUGGAACUCCGUAAUCAAUGGAUUUGUUCUCAAUGGGAGACCUAACGAAACUCUAACUCUUUACAGAGACAUGGUUGAUGAACAGGUGGAGCCAGAUGGUUUCACUUUGGUUAGCCUACUCACUGCAUGUGCAGAACUCGGUGCCUUAGCAUUAGGCAAGAGGGUUCAUGUCUACAUGUCCAAAGUCGGGUUAGCUGAGAAUCCCCAUGCUGCAAACGCCCUUUUGGAUCUUUACUCAAAAACAGGAAACAUCAAAGAAGCACAUAAGGUGUUUGAUGAAAUGAAGGACAAGAGUGUAGUCUCAUGGACUACACUCAUAGUCGGCUUAGCCAUGAACGGAUUUGGUAAUGAAUCAAUCAAUCUUUUCAAAGAACUAGAAACAAAAAAACUUACACCUAGUGAAAUCACCUUCGUAGGUGUACUCUACGCUUGUAGCCACUGUGGAUUGGUUGAUGAAGGAUUCACUUAUUUCAAAAGAAUGAAAGAAGAGUAUAAGAUUGAGCCAAGAAUCGAACACCAUGGAUGCAUGGUUGACUUAUUAGGAAGAUCAGGUCAUGUACAACAAGCUUAUGAUUACAUCAUCAACAUGCCAUUACAACCAAACGCAGUCAUCUGGAGAACCUUAUUAGGAGCUUGCACAAUCCAUGGACAUACAGGUCUAGCCGAGUUUGCAAGAGCUAAACUCAUAGAACUUGAACCUAACCACAGUGGUGACUAUGUGUUACUCUCAAAUCUCUAUGCUUCUGAGAGAAGAUGGUCCGACGUGUCAAAAGUGAGAGAAAAGAUGUUAGCAAAUGGGGUUCAAAAGUCACCCGGGCAUAGUUUAGUUGAGUUGGGAAAUAGGGUUUAUCAAUUUGUGAUGGGGGAUACAUCUAAUCCACAAAAUGAAGAAAUCUACACUAAAUUGAUUGAGAUAACAAGAUUAUUGAGGUUAGAGGGUUAUGUGCCUCAUGUUGUGAAUGUGCUUGCGGAUAUUGAAGAGGAAGAAAAGGAGACUGCUUUAUCGUAUCAUAGUGAGAAGAUUGCUAUUGCGUUUAUGCUUAUUAAUACGCCUAAUGGGAUGCCUAUUAGGGUUGUGAAGAAUUUAAGGGUUUGUGCAGAUUGUCAUCUUGCUAUUAAACUUGUUUCAAAGGUUUAUGGAAGGGAGAUUGUGGUGAGGGAUCGAAGUAGAUUUCAUCAUUUUAAAGAUGGGUCUUGUUCAUGCAAAGAUUAUUGGUAG